Letharia lupina is the source of this 993-nucleotide messenger RNA. RefSeq lists its product as uncharacterized. The record is from RefSeq and is a predicted model, not a curated record. Bases 1 to 993 code for a protein of 330 amino acids. The transcript is spliced from 6 exons. Lineage: Eukaryota; Fungi; Ascomycota; Lecanoromycetes; Lecanorales; Parmeliaceae.
AUGGUGAGCAAUCCAGUGGGAGAUCAGGUUGUUCGUACAAGUAUCUCGUUUGGUGUCAUCGAUACCUUCGCUGUUGCUCUGCGCCUUCUCGCGCGAUGGAGAAGCAAUGCUGCCUUUGCUGCCGAUGAUGCUCUCACCGUUGCCAGUCUCAUCCCUCUGUAUGCCAUGAUUGUCAUUGGCCACUUUGGUGUCGAAGCGGGAGGGUUAGGAUUGUCCACAGCGGUAAACCUCGAGCUAGGGCAUGGACCGUCUCGAAUCUCAACGUUUCUGAAACUGAUGAUGUCAGGCAUCGUAACGUAUACGCUCACGAUAACCAUAGUCAAGCUUUCCAUCCUGGUCCUUUAUCGUCGAAUCUUCAUCACCGCCGGAUUCAAGAGGAGUACCCUCAUCGUAGGGGCUGCAGUCAUGCUCUGGUUCAUUGUUGCUCUCUUCACGGAUUUGUUCCAAUGCCGACCUUUUCAAGCAGCCUUUGACCCCGAGCUCCUCUUCACCGAUCAAUGCAUCAACCUGCAAGCCUAUUACUGGGGAGUCACCGCUUCCAACCUCUGCCUUGAUGUUGUAAUGCUAUACAUGCCUUUACAUAUGGUGUGGGGAUUGAAACUUCCCACGCGACAGAAGAUUGCAUUGUCAGGCGUCUUCCUACUUGGCGGAAUUGUCUGCGUAGCCGGUGCUAUGCGUAUUGCCACAAUCGGAAUCUUGCAGAAAGAGGACUUGACCUAUACCAUGGCCCAAGAUGGCCUGUUAUACAAGACUCCGGCCGUAUUAAAAGCACAAGGCUUAGCGGCAAAGGGAUGUCCACGACAGGGUGGCCUGCAUAUCGUCAACAUCGAUCUCGGGACCAAAGACCGAAAGGAUCCGUACACGCAGAUCUCGAACUCUUGGAGCAGGGGUGGUGAGGCGACUCGAAUUCAGCAAUUACCUAACAAGUCGAAGCACAAGUAUUCACCAUCGUCCAUGACAGAAUCCCAGGCGGUUGUUGCCGACCAUUUCUAA